Molecule: messenger RNA, 1287 nt
Organism: Rosa chinensis
Lineage: Eukaryota; Viridiplantae; Streptophyta; Magnoliopsida; Rosales; Rosaceae
Product: protein transport protein SEC13 homolog A
Exons: 3
Coding region: 136-1077 (313 amino acids)
Biological process (GO): COPII-coated vesicle budding; protein import into nucleus
Cellular component (GO): COPII vesicle coat; nuclear pore outer ring
Molecular function (GO): protein binding; structural molecule activity
Source: RefSeq, a predicted model, not a curated record
CUCAAUCCGGGCCCUUCCCGAAACCGUUUCACACUAUAACACUAAAGCGUUGUUAUAGAAACCGAAAUCAGAAGAAGUCUUUUCAUUCUCUGCGUCGUUCGAGAUCCCUAGCUUUGUCACCCAGGAAGUUGAGAAAUGCCUGCGCAGAAGGUUGAGACUGGUCACCAGGACACUGUCCACGAUGUGGUCAUGGAUUACUACGGCAAGCGCCUGGCCACAGCUUCGUCGGACAACACCAUUAAGAUAGUGGGAGUGAGCAACUCGGCCUCGCAACAUCUUGCGACCCUGACUGGUCACCAGGGACCUGUUUGGCAGGUUGCUUGGGCUCACCCGAAAUUCGGGUCUUUACUUGCUUCUUGUUCUUAUGACGGGCGUGUCAUUCUGUGGAAGGAAGGCAAUCAGAACGAGUGGACACAAGCCCAUGUUUUUGAUGACCACAAAUCGUCUGUCAACUCCAUUGCUUGGGCUCCUCAUGAACUCGGUCUCUGUUUGGCUUGUGGUUCUUCCGAUGGGAAUAUCUCGGUUUUCACUGCCAAAGCAGACGGUGGUUGGGAGACCACAAAGAUCGACCAAGCUCACCCAGUUGGUGUAACAUCUGUUUCCUGGGCUCCCUCAACAGCUCCUGGUGCUCUUGUUGGCUCUGGUCUGCUUGACACUGUUCAGAAGCUGUGUUCUGGUGGUUGUGAUAACACUGUAAAGGUCUGGAAGCUUACUAAUGGUGUUUGGAAAAUGGACUGUUUUCCAGCUCUUCAAAUGCAUGUUGAUUGGGUUAGGGAUGUUGCUUGGGCACCUAACUUGGGACUACCAAAAUCUACUAUUGCCAGUGCAUCACAGGAUGGGAAAGUUAUUAUCUGGACUGUGGCCAAGGAUGGGGAUCAAUGGGAAGGUAAGGUGCUGCAUGAUUUCAAGGCACCUGUUUGGAGGGUCUCAUGGUCACUCACCGGGAACAUAUUGGCCGUGGCUGAUGGGAACAACAGCGUGACAUUGUGGAAGGAAGAAGUUGAUGGGGAGUGGCAACAGAUACCUAAUGCGGAAUAUGGACUUCAAGAACAGCCGAGAGCUCAUCUAAUUUAUUAGAGGCACCUGGAGGUCCUUAAUGUUUCAUUCCUUUAGUUGACAUAUAGUGGGUGUGAGUGUGACCCCUCUUCAUUAGAUUUCUCAUUCUGAACUUUAUUGAGGCAGGUGAAUGGAAUUGCUUUACUUAUUGACAAUUCAUCAUCAAUUGAGAAUCCCUUUGAAAAUGAAUUAUCUGAAGUGAGAUCGUAUCAAAUUAUUUGGAUUGCUCAA